CAAUCUCAGCGUCACAUUCCUUCUGUUAUUUCAUAUAAGCAAACACGAGCUCGUGUAAUUAACCAUCGUAAGCUUGUAAAUAAAAUUUAUUUAGGGAAUUUAUUAUUAAAUUAUAAUUUAGUAAGUCAUUAUAAGUCUAAUAGCUAUUGAUAAUUAUUAACAAAAGUAAAAAUAUCAGUUAUAUCGGAUUUCCGCUGUAAAAACACGUGGUGGUGCAGACAUGAGAAACUUGAGAGAAUUCGAAACAAAGGACAAAGAAAGCCGUUGGUAGUUGCGUCAUUUACCAGACAUACAAAAAAAAAUCUGAACAAAGGGCUUCGAGCUGUAAAUAGUUAAACGUUUAAAACAAUUGUAUUUUUGUUUAGUUUCUUAUUGUUUAUUUCCAAACAAUGCAGAAAGAAACGGAAUCCGUAAUUUGUCCUUAUGAUAGAAAUCAUAUUAUAGAUCGAUCAAGAUUGCAAAGGCAUUUAGUUAAAUGUUCAAAGAAUUUUCCACCCAAUUACAAAGAAACGUGUCCAUUUAAUGCUACACAUUUGAUGUUUGAGUCGGAAUUAAAAGCGCACAUCAAAGAUUGCCCGGAUAGAAAAUAUAUCGAUCAUGAUCAUUUCCGUUUUGUGUUGAAGAAUCAUGGAUCUAUAAAUUCUUGCCCGCCUUCUGUUGCUGAAAGUAACAUUGAUCAUUAUGAUGAAUCUUGGAAUGACUGUUUAUCAGACACUUUCAGUGCUAGUGUAUCAAUUGUCAGUAAUAGUUCAUUGGCAUCAAGUGUUACAAAGACAUUGAGAAACCCUAAGGGACGUUCGGAAGUUUUUAUGGUGGACCUGACUGAGGAGUCAAAUGCUGAAGAUGUUGAUUCUGUUGCUAGUUCUGCAUUUGUCAAUGGCCGUGGUAAAUUUAUGCAGAAUCCAAAAACUAAAAAUCUACCAAAAGUUGGUAGACGUUUGAAACCAAUUACUGAUGAUUUGGAAAUCGGCGCAUCAGCAAUAACUGACGUUGAAGAUACUGAGUCUGUUAUAAAUUUCGGUAACGGUAUGGGCCGUGGAAUUGUUCAUUCGAUUGGAAGAAAACUUAAUAGUAGAUAUGAUAGUGAUACUGAUGACUCAAGAUCUACUAUUAGUACAAUUGGUCGUAGACCAAUAAGACGCUAAUUAUUUUUUCGAGACAAAUAAUAAAUAAACGUGUAUACAAAGUAAACCAGCCAGCCGCUAGCACCCAUUUUUCUUUAAGAACUAUUUUUUAUAUAUUUACAUGUCAUAAAAAAGUUAACCUUUUUUUUACUGGUUUUAGAAUAAUUAAAAAGUAAAUUUUCAGCAAAAUACCAGUAGUCACCUACCAUUUAUAUUCCAUAAAAGUAAAAAUUCAAUGAAUUUAAAAUAACUGUCUCUAAAUCAUUAUAUUAAUAAAAUAUAUAUAGGGUUGGUUAUUGAUAGGGGACUGGCAGUCGGGUACUUCUCUAAAUCUUCUAUUAUUUUUUUUUAGAACAACAUUAUUUUUCCUUUUUUUUAUAUGAUUAAAAUAACCAUUAAUUUGAUAAUCAAAACUAUCAGAAAUAUAUGUCAAAGUAUUACCAAACAAGUAUUUUUAUGAUCUCAGCGAGCUUAAGAGUUAAUGAGAAAUUAACAUAAAAGAUAUUUAUUUAGAGUAAAUAUAUACUUGAAAUUAAUUAAUUAAUUUUCCAAUAUAAGUUAAUAUACUAGUGUUAGACUUGUUACAUGAAAAAAGUAUUAAUAAUUAAACUCUAUUGCAUUAUUUUGAAUGAUUAAUAACAAAUAGUAUAUAUCAUUAAUUCAAACGGUAUCUAUAUUAUUAAUUCAUAUAUUUUGAUAAUAAAAUAUAAUAAAUACAAGACAUAAAUUUCGAUAUUUUUUAUUUUACUUACAUUCUUGAGAUUACAUCUUUAAGCAUCGAUUUACACUUUUGUAUCCACCCGUUUGACAAACCACUUUAUAUUUAAAUGGACACGUCAUUCGGGUGACUAGAGCUACAUUGCAACGCUCAUGAUUAAUAAAAUACAGAAUUGUCUUUGCCAUACUACAGUAUUGUCACAUUUCGUUAUAUUAUUUGAAGAUAAUUAAAAUUUCAAGAUAAGACCAUUCUCAAACAGUCCCUCACACUUUAAAAAUUUUCAAUGACAACUGUCAGGUGUAUCAAAAUUUUAUUAAUUAAUUAAAAAUAAUUGAAGCAUUAAUUGUCAAAAGGACCACAUAAUUGCGAUUUUACUGAGAUAUUAUUUUUAAAAAAUUACUUACAGUUGAUAUGAUUUGGGAGCUAAAAGAAAUUCGUUAAAUGAACUUUAGUAAAACCUCGGUCAAUUUUAUAAUUCAAAUUUUCAAAUCUUGUAGGCUAAAAUGUAUUCAAAAAAUUCUAUAUCGCGGCAAAAUUGUCUUUUUUUCAAUUAAGGUUUUGAUUUUUUUUUUUAAUUAAUAAAAUUUUAAUACAUUUAUGACAGUUAAGUAUUUGAAUAUUUUUAAAAAGUGGG
This is a messenger RNA of Microplitis demolitor, 2476 nucleotides long. RefSeq lists its product as uncharacterized. Bases 390 to 1145 code for a protein of 251 amino acids. The transcript has 4 exons. The record is from RefSeq and is a predicted model, not a curated record. Lineage: Eukaryota; Metazoa; Arthropoda; Insecta; Hymenoptera; Braconidae.